CCCGGAUACAGGAUUAUAAAACCUUUUAUCGAUCGCGAUACGAUAUGGUUUACGGUCCGAUUCGACUACCUCGACCGAUCGAUUGAUCGAUCGAUUCUGCGAUACGUAAGCGAAGUCAAUUCAGUCAGAAACGUUUAUGGCGUAAGUUUGGUUACUUGGAACGAGGUUGUUUAACGAAUUUUGUUAAUGAGAUCGAUUUGUGUCUUACUUUUUUUAAUAAAUUAAAGAACUUUGCAAUUGUGAAAAGUGAAUAAAGCACAGACCUGACUUCCACGGAGGCUGAGCGUGAAUUGAGGGAACAGCAACAGUGCAGCUGUAUUGUUGAACACGCGGUCGAUCACGUGGCUGCCUCCCACCAUUGCGUCUCCACAUUGCAGUCUUUGUUUUGCACCUGUCGAGCAAGUAUAUCAUAUGAAUUAAAUAGAGAAUAAAUUCCUAAUUAGAACUUUAACAUGGAAACAAAGGCGAGAUGUCAGAUGGUUUAUAGACUCCCUUUAAACUACCCUUGAUUUAUUUCAUGGACACAUACCAGCUAGGAAACAAUGACGGGCUCGCUCGACUGUAUAACAACGAAAUAUAAUCCAUAGAAAAUAUGUAAGCUAGCAAAGUGAUAUCGGAAGAUUGAAAAAUCUGUGGCUCGUGAAGCCAGGUGACGAAAUUUGAGAGGGAAAUAGGCACGGUCCAUGCGAAAGAUCGAAAGUGAACUCAUUGAUUUGUAUAUCGUCAUCUCGAGCAAAGAUGAUCGCUUACUUUUCAGCUGCGGUAGCAGCUGACAAACCUUCUGCUGUGGCAGCUUCGUCGUGAAUAUCCAGCGGUAGAUAUUUUCUGGUGGACAGGUGCUUGCAAUCUGCUUGCGCGACAGCCGGCGUUCGUGACGAUUCUUGGCGUAGCAACGAAUAAAUCGAAUCGGAUCAUUUCGUGUCUUUAAUUUUAAGUCCUAGUUCUAGGUCUAAUCUUCAAUUAUAAAUCUUUAAUUUUCAGUUUCACUCUUCGGUUUCAACGUUGGACAAUGUGAAUCUAAAUUCUGGAGAUCGUUAUACGGAUGCGAUUUAUUCGAAGAAAUAAUUUUUUGCUCUGACUUACUCUCCAAAACUUUCAACGAUUCAAUUUAAUCGAUUCCAAUUUAAUCCAUUUUUCUGUCACGUGACACAUAUUUGUCCUUGUUGCACAUUAUCGCUUUUCUUGUCUACGGAGGUGCUGCCAUCUAUAUGCGACAGAGUAUUAAAAAAUGUGCCAUAUACUGCUAUCUGUUGGAUAGAACUAAAUUAAACUAAAUUGUAAGUUCUAGCAAUAUGGGAUACAUGGCAGCACACGAUACAUUCCUAUCGAACUAGCAACUCGUGCCUCUAAUCAUAGGGAAAGAGCCCCCUCCACAUUUACUUUUACCUAUCGUUCAUCCCUUCUGGAACCCCACACGUCACACGAACCUCACUCUACAUUUCAAUUUAAUUGCGUGCGCUGUUCUACAGUCACAUUUCAUACGUGUUAGUUUCACCGAUUAUAAUGGCUGGCUCGAUAAAUGAGAGUGGGGAUUGUGUAGCGCAUGGAAAAAGAACGUAGAGGGGGAAUCGGCUCAUCGAAAGUCAGACUUUCGUGUGGCUCACGUAGGGGAAGAAAUUGGACAGGUCUGGAUUAGACGAUCGAGUUAACACAAUUCAGUAAACUAACGAAAAUAUUAUAUGUACAAUAUUUAACAAUAAACCAUAGUGUGAAUACGACGUAUAAAUUACAACUAGCAAAUGGUCGGCAAGUGUUGAUGAGGAGAACAAUUGAAUUCAUUCACUAUCGAAAGUGCCGUGUUACGAAACAUUAAUUAGUAACGAACGGAUUAAAAACCAAAUAAAUGGAAGAAAAAGAGGAAAAAUUUCCUGCUCAAUGGGCACUUGAUGUUCUUGAACCUACACCUGUCGAUCAAUCAAAUAGUAUUCUAAAAUAUUAUGGAGUGCCACCUUCUAUGAUCUGUGGACCACUUGGUGUAAUAGCUUAUAAUUAUUCUACAGCUAAACCUCUAUAUUGCAAUAAACUAUACAUGGUAAUAUCAGCUAUAGGCUUGGGUGUCACUGCUUUUUGGAUACAGUGGUCCGCUGAGUUACAGUUUGCAAGAAAACACGCAAUGAUGAGAGAUUAUAUAAUGCGUCAUCCAGAACGUUUUCCUGAACCAGAAAACAGAAAGUAUGCAGAUAUCUUGAGGCCAUGGGUUCCAAUCCGUUAAAGGAUUGAAAUCUGCUUACAAAAUAGUUGAUUUAUAUUAAAGAAUAUAGAAUAAAAUAUAUGAUGUAUCACAUGUCAUAUUUACUUAUCUUUUGUUUACUUUUAUCUUUAAUCGCACAAAAUUCAUUGCACGAAUUGUUACUGCAUGAAUUUUUUUAAACUAUAAAAAUGUAGUGAACAAAAUCUUUUUUUCUAUUUGUAACUUAAUUUAUGAUUUUUACAGAAUUUUUGUCUUCUAAAUGACAAUAAACAAAUAAAUAUCAUCAUUAAAAUGAAAUAAAUAUAAUUUUUAUUUUAAUGAGAAUUUACAGCUCUUUUAUACUUUAUGCAAGUUUGACAAAACAAAUUUAAUAUAUUUAAUAAAGUAUUACUUAUAGUUAAACACAGUAAAAAAAAAAAAAAAUGAAACA
Molecule: messenger RNA, 2621 nt
Organism: Heterotrigona itama
Lineage: Eukaryota; Metazoa; Arthropoda; Insecta; Hymenoptera; Apidae
Source: the annotation of a GenBank genome assembly